GGUCCAUCGACGACGAACGACUUCAACCACCACCCGCCGAGACAAAGUCGACGACAACCUCCCCUGCCGCCCAGGGCCUCCAAUUCCUCUUCCUCGGCCUCGACAACGCUCCCUCGUCGCAGCGCCUCCUUCACAAUGGCCAAGCUCCCAGUCACGCCGGCGACUCUCUCGCCCAUCCGCACAACCCUCUCAUCAUCAACCCCAUCACCAACACGCUUCUCUCUCGGCCAAGUCCGUCAUGCCACCUUUAUCCCCCGUCCUCGCCGACCAUACACCUUCACCCAGCUCGUCACCCUCUCCGAUGGCUCCGCCUACACCAUGCGCACCACCUCUCCCCUCCCAAUCUACCGAGCCGCAAAGGAUACCCGAAACACACUCCUGUGGCAGCCCUCCGAAAAGUCUCUUAAGAACGUCGAGCUGGAUGAGGCCGGUAAGCUGGCUGCUUUCCGAGAGCGCUUCGGUCGCGCAUACGACAGUGGUACUGGCGAGGGCGACGAGGCGGAUGCAGAUGCCGGUUAUGCGGAUCUUAUCACAGGGUAUGCGCCAGCGCAAGAUGCUGGAGCCAUGAAGGACUCUGGGCCCAAGAAGCAGGCCAAGAAGAGAAAGUAA
Molecule: messenger RNA, 609 nt
Organism: Fusarium falciforme
Lineage: Eukaryota; Fungi; Ascomycota; Sordariomycetes; Hypocreales; Nectriaceae
Exons: 1
Coding region: 136-609 (157 amino acids)
Biological process (GO): mitochondrial translation
Cellular component (GO): mitochondrial large ribosomal subunit
Molecular function (GO): structural constituent of ribosome
Source: RefSeq, a predicted model, not a curated record